ACGUCGCGAGUGGAGUGGAGUGGAGUGGGGUUUAGUAGCCGCAGUGCGAGCGCCGGCUGCGGACGUCUCGUAGCUCCGGGCACCUCCGCGACGCUCCACGAAGGGGCCCGCCGCCACGCCGGAACUCUGUUUGCGUGUUACUGUGCUCGCCGUCUGUGUGUGAUUCUGGACUCGUAAACCCGCUGGCGGACACGCCCACCGCUGGAAUAACAGCGUCGCCGCCGCCUCCGGCCACGAUCUCUUGUGAUGACAUGCGAGGAACAGCCACGUGAAGGAUGCCCCUGGUCAUCCGCAGCCCAAGGCAGGCAACCGCCACGGAGAUGCGCGCUUUCAUAGAGCUCGCGGCCGGGCUCGCGACAUGGAGGAGGAGUGCGGGCCGUGCGGGGGCCCGCCGCCCCCGCAGUUCUCGUUGCCCCCGCCGCCGCGGCCGCCCUUCCUCGUCGACGGCGACUGCUCAGAGGACGGCCCGCUGCUCGCCUUCGAGGUCUGCGACGCCUUGCCCGUGCUGGACGCCGAGCUGCACAGCAGCCCCGCCAUCCCGUCCACGGCCGUCAUAGUGGGCAGCUGCGUGCUGCUGCUCGCCACGCUCCUAAUCGUCUCCGUGCUGCUCUUCAAGUACAAGCGGAAGGUGCCGAACGCGGCGCCGAACAAGGCAGCGUCGGCGCCCGUGCACUGCGACACCGCGUCGUCUGCCGGCCUGGGCGGCGUCGGCGGCGCAGACCCCUCCUACGAGGACGCCGGCAGCGUCCGUCCCCGCACAGCGCCACCUGCUGAGUCGCCCAAACUGCAGAUGACUGACCUGAAAUCCAACGGAGCUGGAUAUCCGAAUGGAUUUCCUGUUCUGCGUGAUCCAUCGCUCUACAUAGGAUCGCAUCCUUACAUAUCAGAAGAUCUUUACAACCCAGUCUACGAAGAAAUAUCACAUGGCUCUGGCGAGCGCGGCGAGACAGACAGCGAGCUGCCCGCGUCGGAAGAUGAGUUCGCGGAGGACGAGCUCAGCCUGGCCGAAGCGCCUCGCCCGCAGCGGUCGCCACCCCCGCCGCUGCUGCACUCGCUGGCGGCCUCCGCCGGUUCGCUGGACGGCCGCGGCGGCCGCACGCGCCCUCCGCCUCCGGGCCUGGGGGCGGCCGUCUCCAGCGCCGCCUCCGAGUCGCCGUUCUACGAGCCGACGUCGCCGGACCUGCGGUACAGCAGGUGUACCGUGGCGCACCUGCCCAGCCCGCCGCCCCCGGCACCCGCCUCCGGAGGCCCCGGCGGCAGCGUGAGGCGGUCCCGCGGGCACCGCAGCAACGACAGCGAGUUCCACGAGGGGAUGCUGUUGGACGCUCUGCUGCACCAGCUCUACUACCAGCAGCAGCAGCAGCAGCACUCGCUGCCCUUCGCCAGCCCCCACGUCCCCGAGCUGUACGGCCCGCACCGGGCGUCGCAGCAACUGCCCCACAGGACGCUGCCGCACUUCUACCACCACCCCGGCGCCGAGGUGUUCACCACCCUGCGGCACCACCACGCCGGUCCCGCCGCUUCGCCGGUGCAGCACCGACACCACCACCAGCAACAGGCGCAGAGGCGAAGGCCGCCCGUCGCCCACUCCGGAUCGGCGCUCGGUCUGUCGUAG
Messenger RNA from Schistocerca nitens (vagrant locust), 1615 nucleotides. RefSeq names its product atrophin-1-like. The record is from RefSeq and is a predicted model, not a curated record. The transcript has 7 exons. The coding region runs from base 359 to 1615 and encodes 418 amino acids. NCBI's taxonomy places the organism in Eukaryota, Metazoa, Arthropoda, Insecta, Orthoptera, Acrididae.